This is a messenger RNA of Wallemia ichthyophaga EXF-994, 354 nucleotides long. RefSeq lists its product as uncharacterized. The coding region runs from base 1 to 354 and encodes 117 amino acids. NCBI's taxonomy places the organism in Eukaryota, Fungi, Basidiomycota, Wallemiomycetes, Wallemiales, Wallemiaceae. The transcript has a single exon. The record is from RefSeq and is a predicted model, not a curated record.
AUGUCAUUCAGCACAAUCAGCAGCAACAACAGCAGCAGCGACUCUGGUCUACUCUCUCCACCUCCUUCUCACCGCUCAGACGGCGAGGACAGCAACAACAGCAAUGGCAGCGUCGGCAAGUACAACAUGACCCUUCAGUCUUACAGCGCUAGCUUGUGCGGCUAUCACUUGGCGGCUGUGCGUAAAGCAACAAAUGCAGUUGCAGAUGCACAAUCCAAAUCACUCUCUCCGUCUUUAUCUAACUUGAGCCCUUCUAAACCUCCUAGAUCCGCAAAGAAGGACAAAGCUCCGAUUAUUGCUGCUUCUCUCGUCAUGCAUAAAGCUCAACAAGAUCGUUACAAUGAAAAAUUUUAG